CAACUCCCAGAACUCCAUUUCAACGGCAAGCCAAAGGUUCAAACACCGAAACAGCACUUUUUGUGCACGUUGGUGCCACCCUUAGCGUGCGCAGCUCAGUCUUGUGCAGGUGUUUUGCAUAAGGGAGCCCUUCGCUUUCGCCUUAACAGUGUGCCAGACGCUACCUGAAGUCAUGGCCGACCAGGUGGCUGCCAUGUGUGAUCAGCUUAUCAAAGCUGUGAAUGUCAUGAUGGAUGCAGAAACAAGCCAAAUUUACCGACUGGAGGCCCUAAAGUUUUGUGAAGAGUUUAAAGAGACCAGCUCCCUCUGUGUGCCAUGUGGCUUACAAUUAGCCGACAAAGCCCAGCAGGCUGUAGUGAGACACUUUGGCUUGCAAAUCCUGGAGCAUGUCGUCAAAUUCCGCUGGAACAACAUGCAACAGCAAGAGAAAGUCCGUUUGAAGGAGUGUGCCAUGCAGCUGUUAUCAAAUGGUACCCUUCCUAUCCUGGAGGAGGAGAGCCACAUCAAAGAUGUCCUGUCACGAAUCAUAGUGGAAAUGAUAAAGAGAGAGUGGCCUCAGCAUUGGCCAGAUAUGCUGAAAGAGAUGGAGGCCCUCACUAGCCAAGGGGAGGCACAGACAGAGCUGGUGAUGUUGAUCCUGUUGAGGCUGGCAGAAGAUGUGAUCACCUUCCAGACGUUGCCAACGCAGCGACGCAGAGACAUCCAGCAGACGCUCACUCAAAACAUGGAAAGCAUCUUCAGUUUCAUGAUGGCCAUCCUGCACAUUAACGUCGAGGACUACCGUAAACUGAAAGGGUCACCUGGACAUGAACUGCAGGCCAGAGCUCACUGUCGAGUGGCUGUGGCUACACUGAACACUCUUGCAGGCUACAUAGACUGGGUGUCUCUGGUGCACAUUACCUCUGGAAACUGUCAUCUACUGGAGAUUUUGUGUUUGUUGCUGAGUGAACCAGAGCUGCAGCUGGAGGCAGCUGAGUGUCUGCUCAUCGCUAUCAGCCGGAAGGGCAAGCUGGAGGAUAGGAAACCAUUCAUGCUGCUGUUUGAUGAUGUGGCCAUCCACUACAUCCUGUCUGCAGCCCAGUCAGCAGAUGGAUUGGCAAUAUGUAAGAAAUCCUCUGAAUCGCAAACGGUGGAGGUGGUGGAGCGGCGCUACAUCUUCCUGAAGAGGCUGUGUCAGGUCCUGUGUGCUCUGGGAGGCCAGCUCUGCUCAUUAGUGGGUUCAGACGUAGAGGUCGAAGUACCUGCCAAUCUCAGCAAAUACAUGGAGGCCUUUUUAGCUUUCACUACACAUUCCAGUCAGUUUUUAAAGUCGUCCACUCUGGCCACUUGGGGAUCUUUGUUCAGACAUGAGACUCUGUCGAAGGAAGCAGUCGUUGUGGAGAUGUCCAUCAAAUACCUCAGAGCGUCUAUGACCAACCUAGUCAAAACUGGAUUCCCUUCUAGAGACGACAACCCCAGUUGCGAGUACUCCCGUGUCGACUUUGACAGCGAUGAGGACUUCAAUUCAUUCUUUAAUUCUUUUCGAGCACAGCAGGGAGAAGUGCUGAGGAGUGCGUGUCGCAUUGUUCCUCUGGAGGCUUUCCGGAUAGCAGCAGAAUGGUUGCAGUAUCAAAUCAGCAGCCCUAUUGAUACUGGGGACACCACGUCCAAGACUGCCGAGGGCCUGUGUUCACUCCUGUCUCCAUCAGUGGUCCAGUGGGAUGCAAUGACCGUCUUCAUGGAGUGCAUGGUCACACAGAUCUUCAGAAGUCUCGAGGAGGAGAAGUUGCCCAUAGAUCAGGGCAUAGAGCUGCUGCAGGCCGUGCUGAACUAUGACACCAAAGACCCCCUCAUCUUGUCCUGUGUGCUCACCAACGUCUCAGCCCUCUUCCUGUUUGCCAUUCGAAGACAGCACUUCCUGCCACAGGUCCUCUGCAAGCUGUUUAAAGCCAUCACAUUUGAUAUUAGUCAGGAAAACAAGGCACCUCGGACCCGAGCUGUGAAGAACGUGAGGAGGCACGCCUGUUCCUCCAUUAUCAAAAUUUGCCGGGAUUACCCACAGUUCAUCUUGCCGUGUUUUGACAUGUUUUAUGAUAACGUGAAGAAGCUGUUCUCCGGUGACGCCAUGCUGACUCACAUGGAGAAAUGUGCGCUGAUAGAAGCUCUGGUGCUCAUCAGUAACCAGUUCAAAGACUUUGCAAAACAGAAAGCUUUUCUAGAUGAACUGAUGGCGCCAGUGAUUGCAGAACUGACCUCGGAUGAGAUGAAGCGUGUGCUUUGGGAUCCUGUUGCGUUCCUUUCUUUUGUCGGUGCCGACCAGGUGGUCACUGAGCAAAGUAAAGAUACAGACACAGCAGGCCUUAAUAGGGGGCGGUUGAGUUUCUGUUUGUAUGCCAUGCUGGGGGUUGUGAAGCGGGCACGCUGGCCUACAGACCUGGAGGAAGCUAAGGCUGGUGGCUUCGUGAUGAGCUACACCCCCGCUGGAGCACCCAUCUACAGAAACCCCUGCACCUCCCACUUCCUGGUCCUGCUGCCCAAUCUGCUGGCUCUAAUCAGGACUCUCAAUAGUCUGUUCAUGCCGGAGAACGUGGCCCGUCUGAGUGAGACCUUCUCCAGGGCCCAUGACUUGAUGGAUGCAGAUAAAAAUGUGGUUCUUGGUGUCUCUCAGCAUCCUCUGGAUAUUUAUGACACGCCAGUGUACAGGAGCAACCUGGAGCGCAUGCAGGGGUUUUUCACUACACUGUAUGACAACUGCUUCCAAGGCCUGGGAAAUGCAGGUCAGUCACUGCAGCAGGAAUUCUACACCAUUGAGAGAUUGGCUGAAGAAAUAGCUGGCUCUGCUUUUGUGUCCCUCGACCAUGUGCCUGACCACAGACUUCGUCCCAUGAUUCGGUUGUUUCUGAGGCAGCUGGUGCUAUCAUGUCCUCAGGAGUACUUUGACAGCCUGCUCUGCCCCCUGCUGGGACCUCUGUUCGCCUACAUGCUGCAGAGACUCAACGUCAAGUGGCAGGUCAUCAACCAGAGGACCUCUGUCAAUGGCGAGGAUGAGGAAGAGGUGGUGUGUCAGGAGAGCCAGGUGACGCAGGAGAUGUUGGAGGAGCAGAUGGUCCGCCUGCUCACCAGGGAGGUUCUGGAUCUCCUCUCUGUGGCCUGUAUUUCCAAAAAAGUGCCUGAAUCAGCAGCAAAUAAGGAGGAAAUGGAGGAGGAAGACAUGAUGAUCAGUGAUUCAGUGCAGAUGGCGUCUCCUUCCCAGCCCACAGAGGAGCUGACUGAGCUGGGGAAAUGCCUGAUGAAACAUGAGAACAUCUACAUGACCUUGCUGACCCUCUCCUUCACCUCACUGUCGUGGAAGGACACCACUAAUUGUCACCGCACUGCUUCCAUGGUCUGCUGGACCCUUCUGCGGCAGGUCGUAGGGGGUAAUCUUCUUCCUGAGGCGGUCACAUGGUUCUUCGCCAGUGUUCUUCGGGGCCUUCAGGUUCAUGGGCAGCAUGAGGUCUGCAACUCCACCCUCUCUCAGCUGGCCAUGCUCAUCUAUGAAAACCUGCGGCCUCGCUACAUGGAGCUGAGGGCAGUGAUGAUCCAGAUCCCAAACAUCAGUGUUGAGGGUCUGGACCAAUAUGAUCACAGGCUCAUGGACCCCAAUGCCCAGAAGUUUGGAGAGAAGAAGAGGAAAGACCAAUUCAAGAAACUCAUUGCAGGAACUGUUGGGAGAGCUCUGUGCCAGCAGUUCAGGAAGGAGGUUCAUAUCCGGAAUCUUCCAUCGCUCUUUAAAAAGCCGAAGCCAGACAAGGAUAUACUGAAAAGUGAAGCACUGGGCCUGGCAGCUCUCUUCUCCCCAGAGAACAACACCCUGUAGGAACACUCAUUGGUUCUAACGGACUUCACACUGACUGAAGACGGAGUUAUGUGUACAAUCCAGGGUUUCCCUCACCAUCAUCCAGCUCGGGCAGUGCAGUGCUACCUAACAUAACUGUCAACACUCUUUUUUUUCACUCUUUUAUUUUAACUCUUAGCAGCACCACUCUUACUCCUGUAUGAUAUUUUUCCACAACUCAUUUGUACAGGCAGGUAGAUCCAUUUUUAAAUCCUAUUGCACACUUCAUUUCCUCACGCACAACAACAAAGUGUGUAAGCUAUGGAAAUAUGUAAGAAAUACUUCAGAUAUGUCAGAAAGAAUGGUCCGUCUCUGUGUCAGAUUGUGUUAAGAGACAAUCUUAAAAUGGCAGACCAACCAUUAAUGUUUGCUCUGCAGCAGACACAGCCACAAAAAUACCUUAAAAUAGGCCGAGCAUGAGGCACAGUAAGCAUGUUGUAACUCUUUGGAACUAGAGAAUCAAACUGGGAGCCCAGCUGUGUUUUGAUAUUCAGCAUAGAAAUUGGCAUCUAAUGAUCUAAUCCAAACAAGCGAAGCCAGUAUAGCCAAAGGCUGCAGCAGUAGCUUGUUAGGAAGGAGUAUGUAUGUGUGUGGUUUGUGGAGAGAUGGAGACCUUUUGUACUUAAAAAAAAAAAAAGAAAGAAAGAAAACCCCCCCCCCCCUUGUUGUUUUUUUUUUUUUUUUUUUUUAUUUUUGUAAUUUCAUAGGUUAAUGUUGGCAGAUAUGUUGUGGGACCACGCUGCUGUUAGAUUCUGGUUCAGAAAGAAAGAAAAAUCUUGGACAACUCCUGGUACACAUUUCUCGAUUUCUUUUGACUGGACAAGCUUGAAUGCAGUUUCUGAUUCUGAAAGACGUGCUAUUGUUAGCUCAGGUGCAACGGUCUCUAUGAUGGGGUGACGAUACUUUAUGGAAACAUAGCCUAAGAAGAGAAAAGCAGCCGCAUUACGGUUUUAUAAAUGGUUAUUGUAGAUUUAUGUAUGAACAACAGUAUUCUAUUUUGCAGAUACUACACAGUAGAUGGUUAAGGCAACGAUGGUCUGCAUUUUGCCACUUCUUCAUAUCAGCACGAUUUACACGACCCAAAUACUGUUUUGAAUUGUUUAUUCAAUGCAGAGCACAUAUCAUACAACCAAAAAAAAGACAAAGAUUUGUGCCAAAACACUCAAGGUACUAGUUCAGCAAACAUGACAAGAUAAUUGUAUCUGACAAGCAAAAACUAAUAAUGUAACUUUUGUAAAGAUUAUUUAAGGGUGGACACAACAUAUAAUGUGUAGCUUAAUCCAAGUCUUUCUGUUUUGUAAGUGUUCAGUUGGUGAUGCUAUUCGGUUUUUCAUGUGUUUGUGUUUAUACUGGUAUUUCCAGCCAUGAAGAAAAGAUGAACCAGCACUACAUUCCUUCAUUGUCCAAGGGAUUGCUUAAGAAUAAUUUGUUGGAUAUAUUUUGCUCUUAUGGAGCUGUCAUGAUUAGACUGAUUUUUUUUUUCUUUUUCUUUAACUGUGUUGUGUAGAUUCAGACCAAAAUAAAUGGUUUUGGCUUGGAGUGAACCCUUAAAUUUUAGACAGGUCUGCAUUUCAGAUGGUGUUUUACUGGAACGGCUUGACAUCAAACUUGCCAGGAAAUGGAACAUUUAAGAAAUUUGGUUUUCACAUGAAUUCAUUCUGUCUUUGUGAUGAUUGUUUGCUCACAUGUGGCCAUUUUUAAAAAUGCUUGUUCAACACUAAAAUGUUCUGUACAAAAGAGAAAACAAGCUUUUUAAAAGUGUAGUGUGGUUUAUAUUUUGUUUUUAAAUAAUAAUAAAAAAAAUCAGUUUGUCUGAAA
Scatophagus argus is the source of this 5674-nucleotide messenger RNA. Its product is annotated as exportin-5. Gene Ontology annotation, biological process: RNA export from nucleus; protein export from nucleus. NCBI's taxonomy places the organism in Eukaryota, Metazoa, Chordata, Actinopteri, Scatophagidae. The transcript is spliced from 33 exons. Bases 173 to 3838 code for a protein of 1221 amino acids. The record is from RefSeq and is a predicted model, not a curated record. Gene Ontology annotation, molecular function: nuclear export signal receptor activity; small GTPase binding; RNA binding. Gene Ontology annotation, cellular component: RNA nuclear export complex; cytoplasm; nucleus.